AUGGGGCAGGAGGGCACCAACCUGUCUCUGGAGAACUUUGGAUUUCGGCUUCAGCUCAUGUGCUGGUCCUGCUCCAUCUGGCCAUUCCCUACCCAACAGGGGAGCGAGACCCCGGGCCCUGAGGGCUCUGGGACGCUGCUCGGCCCCCACCGGGAGCUGAGACCGCCCGACUCGCGCGGCCAAAGGCGGCGGAGGCGCCGCUGCACCAGUCCCGGGCCGCAGCCCGUCACAGCCACGAGAAAGGCCUCGGAAACACCUCGUGGGAGCGGGCCUCCGCUGCUGCUGCUGUUGGCCGCCUGCACGCCGCCGCCCUGCGCCGCGGCCUCUCCGACGCCACCCGGCUGGGAGCCAGCCCCUGACGCGCCCUGGUGCCCCUACAAGGUUCUCCCUGAGGGCACCGAGGCGGGCGGCGGGCGUCUGUGCUUCCGUACCCCUGCGCGCGGCUUCCGCUGCCAAGCGCCAGGCUGCGUAGCGCACGCCUCGGCUGGCCACUCUCUGCGCGCCGGCGUCCUGCGCAACCACAGCGUGUUGCUGCAGUGGCGCUUGGCGCCGGCGGAGGCGCGCCGUGUGCGCGCUUUCGCGCUUAACUGCUCGUGGCGCGGCACCUACACACGCUUCCCAUGCGAGCGCGUGUUGCUCGGGGCUUCCUGCCGCGACUAUCUGCUGCCCGACGUGCACGACGGCGUGCGCUACCGCCUGUGCCUGCAGCUGCUGCCGCUGCGCGCCGAGCCCACCGCCGCGUCGGAGCCCGCAGAGUGCGUGGAGUUCGUCGCUGAGCCGCCCGGCAUGCGGGAGAUUGUGGUGGCCAUGACGGCGGUGGGUGGCUCCAUCUGCGUCAUGCUUGUGGUCAUCUGCCUGCUGGUGGCCUACAUUACCGAGAACCUCAUGCGCCCAGCCUUCGGGCGCCCCGGCUUGCGCAGGCAUCCCUGAGGCACCCACCUGGGCUCAGCCCGCCCAACGGCGCCUAAAACCCUAGGCUCUCCU
This is a messenger RNA of Otolemur garnettii (small-eared galago), 984 nucleotides long. It is a transcript of the gene FNDC10, whose product is annotated as fibronectin type III domain containing 10. The record is from RefSeq and is a predicted model, not a curated record. The coding region runs from base 1 to 930 and encodes 309 amino acids. The transcript has 3 exons. Lineage: Eukaryota; Metazoa; Chordata; Mammalia; Primates; Galagidae.